UGGAAAUUUGACCAGACUGAUUGCUCCCCUACUGAAAAGAGUAGGACAGUGCCGCCAUCGUCUUCCUGAUCCUUGGCGAAUUCCUCUUUCCCUCUAUCUCCAAAAAAAAAUUGCUUUGGGGGUUUCAGGAACCAAAAACAUCUACACGAAACAUGUCUCCACCUGCUCUUCGCCUAUGUCAAAUAUGCACUCAAACAGCAUCCAAGUACAAGUGCCCCUCUUGCCUUGCUCCUUAUUGUUCUCUGGCCUGUUUCAAGAAACAUAAAGAAACUCCUUGUGCUAAACCAGAAUCCACUGAGGAAAGGCCAACUGUUGUGCAAGAACUGCCUAUAGAAAGAGAACUCAAUGUCGAUGAUCCAAGUCUAGUGCUGGAACAGAAGCAACUAGAGGCUAUAGCUUCUUCUUGUGAAAUUCGUGAAGCUUUGAAGGAUGAAAACCUUCAGGAGCUCAUCUAUAAUAUUGAUUGUUCCUUGGAUGCCCUAAAUGAACUUGAAAAAUAUAUGGGAGUGGAAGCUUUCUGCAUGUUCACUGACAAGGUUUUAUCUAACAUCAACUUAUAGCUGGAAGUGGGUGUAGCAAGAGGACUGUAUCUAUUGCAGGAAGAUGAAGUGAUGAUAUCAAAUAGUUAGUCCUCUGAGGCUGUGAUCAUAGUGAGAAUAUUUGUUAUUCUAUCUUGGGCCUGCUUAAGGUUUAAAAGGUUGAUAAAUUUUAUUAGGCAUGUUGAAGCUGGAAGAAAAGUUCAUAUCAUAAAGUCGCAGGGUCGGCGUAUUUUUCCUUUAACCCAAGUCCAAAUCACCAACUUUGUUGUAUGUAAAUAUUAUUAGCCUGUGAUGAUAUUUCUUGCUAGCUAGGAUCAUAAGAGCUCACCAUUCUAUCAAUCAACUUCACAAACUUCUGGGUAUAGAGAAGAAUUGAAAAGACAAAAGGCAUUGAUCUUGAUGAUUAAGAGUCUUAAACGGGAUACGGGAGAAUAUUAUGGAGGCAGAGGUUAUUUAUUUAUUAUACCUGGAGCCUUCCAUCCUCUUCACCAGAGUAGCGGUUCAUUAAUUUUUUAUCAAUUGGCUCAAGACAAUCCUGAUUAAUGCAACAAAUAUUGCAUACUGCAA
Molecule: messenger RNA, 1106 nt
Organism: Carica papaya (papaya)
Lineage: Eukaryota; Viridiplantae; Streptophyta; Magnoliopsida; Brassicales; Caricaceae
Product: HIT-type Zinc finger family protein
Biological process (GO): box C/D snoRNP assembly; maturation of LSU-rRNA from tricistronic rRNA transcript (SSU-rRNA, 5.8S rRNA, LSU-rRNA); snoRNA localization
Cellular component (GO): nucleus; pre-snoRNP complex
Source: RefSeq, a predicted model, not a curated record